Molecule: messenger RNA, 13528 nt
Organism: Dicentrarchus labrax (European seabass)
Lineage: Eukaryota; Metazoa; Chordata; Actinopteri; Moronidae
Gene: pkd1b
Product: polycystic kidney disease 1b
Exons: 42
Coding region: 205-12765 (4186 amino acids)
Biological process (GO): kidney development
Cellular component (GO): membrane
Molecular function (GO): protein binding
Source: RefSeq, a predicted model, not a curated record
UUUUAAGGUAAGGAAGAUGAACUGAAAGGAAGGCAACAUUUUCAACUUAUACAGGAACUCUGAGGAUGAGGGGAGAGUCUUGUGGCAAUGAAAGGAAAGAAGACGAGAAGAAUCCGGACAUUUAAUGCACUGAUGGUCCAUCAGUUUCUGUGGUGAAAAGACAGAGAGUAUUUUCCUUCAGGAGGAUAGGAUGCACUUUACAAGAUGACAGGUUCACUUGCGUCACAGAAACAGAGCCUGUGGAUUCUUUGUGUGGUUGUCAUCACUGCAGCUGGAGAGGACUCUCCUUGUCCAACAGGUGGACAGAUCCACCUGGGCAGCUGGCGAUGCUAUUGGCUCUCUGAGAGGACAUCCUCAUGGACUGAGGCACAGGAUUCUUGCAGACAGAUUCAGGGAGGAGAUCUGGCAUCUGCUGAUAGCCUGGAGCUGCAAAACUUCAUCCACUUCUCCUUUCCAGUAAAAACCACUGUGUGGGUAUGGCUGAAGGGCUCAGGGGGAGAAGGGUCUGACCAGUUUGGGGUCAUGGAGCCAGUAAGUCCUGCAUUGUGGGCCAGAGGCAGCGAGAGUCAGGGGGGGUGCACUCAGAUGGCUUUGGGGACAAAGGGACGGUGGAGGAAGAGUCAAUGUGCUGGACGAAACCUCUUCCUCUGUGAAAAAGAAGUAACUGAGUCUUUACCAUCUGUGGACAGUUACCUGACUGGAUUGGUUCUCAUGACCGGCAUCUACGCUCAGAUUCAGAUACAGCCCAUUCCCAAUGUCCCAGACAUUGGACAAAGCACAGUGGAGAUGCAGCUGUUCCCGGGGAUCUGGUUCAGUCACGCUGGUCAGUUGGUAUCAGUGGAGCUGGUGGUCCAGCCCAAUCCAGUGUCUUCUCUGGCCCGUAUCCAGAUCCUCCGACCCUACUGCAACCCUAACCACCACCUGGUACCUCCAGGUUGCAGCUCUCUCCUGAAUCCUUUCAGCUGCUGCACAGCAGUACCACUGUGUAACACCACAGGGGGCUGCAGCAUGGGCCAGUACUGGUGCCACUUGAUGGAAACCUGUGUGCACACCACCAGUCCCUGCAGCCCUUACGACUCUGCAGCAGGGGAACGUGGUUUUGCUUUACCUCCCAGAUACCCUGCAAUACCACCGUUUUACCACCUGGUGGCAGACAUGCCUCUGAGAAUAAACCAUAGCUCUGAACUACAAACUAUAGGCUUGCUUCUUCCAGAUCGAGCGAUCAUGGUGUACCCUGAUGAUAUUGUUGCUAUACAACACACUCGUGACUCUGGAACAUUCCUACAUUGCCUUAACAGUGAAGCCUCUUUAGACUCCCCUUGGCGCCAGAGUUAUAUGUCCCUUAGGGGGACAGAGUUGGGACGCUGGUGGGAGGGAGGCCUCACUUCUCUGCCCCAAGAAGGCCAGUGGGUUGACGGGGUGGUGUGUGACCUGAGGAUGCUGUAUGUGGACAAUCUUCACAGAGGUACAGAGCAUGAUGAUAACUCUGGCUUGACCGACAGAGAGACAACCACAGAUCCAGGUAUUUGGGCCCUGACAACUGGUGUCUGGAGUCUGAGAUCUAAGUUUGGGCUUAUCGUGAUCCACCCCGCACCAGAUGAAAAGAACCAGAUUCAUGUCCAAAUCAACGUUCCAACACUUGUUGUCAUCAAGGUUCUGUCUGGACAGAGAGCAAGGAGCUCAUGGUCAGCCCCAGUCCUCCAGACUGGGGUCCCCUUCCUUCCAUCUUGCCCUGAAGAGCUGGCUCAAUUUUGGCCUGGCUGUAAGAGACAGUCAAAUCAUGACUGGUUCUCCUCUGUGACUCUGGUGUUACCCUCAGUGGGGGUUAAAACAUUGAACAUCACUGUGAUGGAUGCAGUAAGCUCUCAGAGUGUGAGUUUGAGGGUUUGUGGCUAUGAGGCAGUGACGGGACUUAGUGUUGAGCCACAUGGAUGCCUGAGGAUGCUCGUAGAAACUCCACAGUCAUAUAUAGCCAAAGUGCAGAGUGGUUCUUCAGUAAAAUUCACAUGGGUGAUUGACAACCUGGAGGAGUUUGCAUAUGAAGGAGAAUCUUACAGUGUAGUGUUCAAGAAGCCUGCAGAGUAUAAGCUAAAGGUGACAGCUUCCAACCCUGUGAGCUCCCAGAGCCAACAAAUUCUCCUGACUGCCGAUGAAAUUACCCCACUGGCUGAGCCAGAGUUUCUGUUGGUCAGUGAGGUCGUAGCUGUGGAUGCUACACACCUCUACACCCUCAGGGUCAAGGUGGACAUCUCCAUGCCAGUCACCUUUAGAUGGGAUUUUGGGGCUGGAAGUAGCAAAGUGAUCCACACCCAGUCGGCUCCAUGUCAGAUCAUGGAAGGGCUUAUGGAGAGAGGAGAGAAGCAAGUGUAUGUCCAGGACUUGGUGAACUAUACUUAUUCCAUCCCAGAUGACUACACUCUUCAUGUCCAAGUCUCCAACCUGUAUGACAACGCUGACACAUCCAUGAAGAUAAUCGUCCGCCCUCAGUUAAAUCACCUCCUCAUUUCCUCUUCCCUUCCCAUGCCCAUCGUCAAACAGACCCUCCUUCUGGAAGCUUCUGUAGAGCCCUCCACCUACGCUGUCACCUACACAUGGGAAUUUGGCGAUGACUCUGAAGCUGUCCAAUGUAUCCACCAUAAUGUCAGCCACACUUUUGCAUCUGCAGGGGUCUAUAAUGUCACAGUGUGUGCAAACAACACUCUUUCAGUUCUAUCCACCUGGCUCAUGGUGGAAGUUAUGGAGAAAAUCUCUGGAUUAACGGUCAGCUACAGCGGACCCAGUGAACUAAGCUCUGCUACAGAUAUCAAAGCUAUGGUGGUCACUGGUACGCGUCUCAAGUGGAAUUUUGACUUUGGUGAUGGGUCCCUGCAGGGAAACCUGACAGAUGGUUCCAUCUCCCACAUCUAUAAGUCGCCAGGAAACUACAUAGUUGACGUAACUGUCUCGAAUUCUUUCAGCCAAGCCCAUCAGUCUAUCAGUGUAGAGGUCUAUAGGUUGGCUGUUAGUGGAGUCCUCCCUACAGAAUGCAUCAUGAGUGGAAGAGACAUAGAGUUUAAUGCUCUGGUGAAUGGGAACAUAUCUAUUCUGACUUUCCAUUGGCUGUUUGGAGAUGGAUCACCUCUGACUGUAGUGAGGGGACAGUCAACAGCCAGGCACAAAUUUCAAUGCCAAGGGAUUUUUCAUAUUAGUCUGACUGUGUUUAGUUCUGUUACAUCUGUAUCAUUUAAUACGAGUAUCUACGUCGAAGCACCAAUAACCAACAUGACAGUGCAGUCAUCACAGGAAGUAGUGGCAGUAGGAGAAGAGGUAUGCUUCAGGGUGUUAGUUUUCCCUGAACAGAUGACAGGUUACCAAUUUAAGUGGUUUAGCAACCCCUCUAGUUUCAAUGCCAUGACAGAAAAUGCUCAAAAAUGUUUUAUCUUUAAAGACGAAGGUGUUGAAGAGGUAUCAGUGACAGUAAGUAACAAGGUCAACAACCAAACAGCCAAAGCUAGUAUUACCAUUCAAAACCCUGUAAGUAAGCUGUCUGUGGUGCAUGAUAGUCAAAUGGACACACUGACAGUCAAUACAUUAGUAUCAUUUUGGGUAGCCAAUUGUACUGGUAGUAACGUGUCAGUGCUGUGGGACUUCGGAGAUGGCUCUCCAGUUGAGCAAACACAUAACGUGUCACAUGUCUUUACAUUGACUGGUCAGUUCAAAGUCACCAGCACAGCAUUUAAUGCUGUUAGCAGGCAUUCUGUGACCCUUACAGUGAAUGUAUUACUUCCUGUUUCAGACCUUUCACUUCACACCAAUCAGCCAUAUGCUGUAGUAGGAGAAGAAACUCUUAUUUCAGCAAUUAGCAGUGCUAUCAGUAGCACCAACUACUACUGGACUGUGGAUGGUAUGACCUCAACCAAACAGGGGACAUAUCAGUUUAGAUUUGUGUUUCUGAAACCAGGAGUGUAUCAAGUGAGGGUUAUAGCACAGAACCUGGUGAGUAGAAAGGAGGCAGCUAUUCUAAUAGAGGUAUUUGAAAGAAUAGAGGGUCUUCAGAUUGAAUGUCAGAGCCUGACAAACAUGAAAUAUGUACCAACGCAAGAGGAACUGCUGUUUAUUGCUUCAGUCACUAAGGGCUCCAAUGUCACUUAUCACUGGCUUGCUACACAGAGCGGAAUAAACCAACAAAUUACUGGUAUUGAAGAGCUUUUUCAUAUCUUAGCUGAAACUCCUGGUGGGAUUUCAAUUCAUCUAAGAGCUUCUAACAAGUUGGGUGAGGCAACUAGCGUUGUUUCUUUAGUGGCAGUACAGCGUAUAACAAGUGCACACAUUACAACACAAUCAAACAUUGUGGCAUUAGGGAAAGUAGUGAACAUCUCUGUAUCCGUGGUUGCCGGCUCAGACCUACAGUACUUUUGGUAUGUGAAAUCUGAUCUUUCACCCUUGCAGACACAUGUACCCUUUCUUCAACAUACUUUCACAGAUGUGGGUCAUUGUCCUGUCAAAGUUUCAGUUCAGAAUGUCCUCAGCCACAGCAAUGCCUCAAAAGAGUUUAAUGUUCAAGAAGAAAUCCAAGAGGUGGACUUUAAAAUUGAAGGAAAGACAAAUCCAUUUUAUAUCACCACAAGUGCUGCUGUUCCACUUCACGGACUUAUUCCUAAGGGUAGCGAUCUGCACUGGAAUUGGAAAGUUAGAGGUGCCAAAAGCAUGCUUUUUAAUGCCACUAACAAGACCUUUAACUACACUUUUCCACACGCAGGCGUCUAUCAGGUGUCUUUGAAUGUUUCCAAUGGGAUAAACUGGCAGAUGGUUUCACACAUUGUCACAGUCCAGGAUGUAAUCAAAGGUCUAAUGCUGAACAUUUCCAAGUCUUCUUUCUGCACAGAGGAACAUGUUACUUUUAUAUCAACAAUCUCCAAUGGAAGCAAUGUAAGCUUUGCUAUAACAUUAAGAAACAAAGACUGGAUUUAUAGUCAGGGCAUUCUCAAGGGCCGGUUCACCACAUCAAACCUUCUAGCAGGGACACAUGAAGUUACAAUGAAAGCUUGGAACCAGGUCAGUAGUGCCGAGGUGUCUUCCAGCUUUCUGGUUACUGAGCAUAUUCAAGGUUUGGGGCUUGUGAACUGUUGCUCUGCUGCUCUAGAGGCUCUUAAAGGAAUACAGUUUAAGGCAGAAAUUCAAAGUGUACUUCCAGUCAAUUACACCUGGACAUUUCACUUGGUGGGAUCUGAGCCCACAUGGCUCAUGGGACAAGAAGUGAUCUUCACUCCACCUGAGAGUGGUUUAUUGUCUGUUAGCGUGCUCGCCACCAAUGGAGUCUGCUCCAUGACGGUAAAUGAUACUGCUAUAGUUCAGUGGCCUGUUAAGACAGUAAAGCUUGUCUGUCAUUCAGACAGAAUAUUCAUUGGACAUGCUGUCAUGUUUUCUACAAAAGUGAAUGGAGGGAGCAACCUCAGAUACCUCUGGGACUUUGGAGACUCUACUGUAGAAUUAGUGACAGACUUAAGCACAGUCAGUCAUACUUAUUAUAUUCCUGGGAAAUACAGUGUUACAGUCAAAGUUCUCAACAGUGUCAGCCAUGUGUCCACACAGUUAUACAUGAAGGUAGAGGAGCCCCAGUGUUCCAGCCCCCAAGUCUCUCUUGUCCAGAGCCAGUCUACUAUCUUCAGGUCAAGGACAAGUUUUUUUGAAGCAAGAGUUGACAUUAACUGCUCUGCUUACAAAACCACAUACCUAUGGGAGAUACUCAAAGAGUCCAAUUGUACCAAUGCCAACUCUGGGAACAACGUCAUUCUUAGAAGUCCGGUAGAUGCAACUUCACCUAUUCUCUUACUCCAAAAGCAUACCCUCGAUGCGGGACAGUAUUGCCUGGUAUUCACUGUUUCACUCCAGGGAACCCCUUUACUUGUCAAACGAAAAACCACCAUUACAGUGGUCCAUUCCCCACUGGUAGCUGUCAUCAAGGGAGGCUCACACAGACUGUGGCCCAGCCUUAGUGACCUCGUCCUGGAUGGAUCUGAAUCCCAAGACCCUGAUAUAGAGCCAGAAGUAGAAGAUACACUCCAGUAUCACUGGACCUGCAUGGCAGUGAACUCCACAGAGUCUCAUGUUGUAAAUCAUCCCUUUGGGAGUAACAGCAGUAGAAUGACUGUACUCAGCACACAGCUGCACCCAGGCACAAUCUACAUUUUCACCCUCACUAUACACAAGGCAGGGAGGAGACCUGUCUCUGUCAACCAGACAGUGACUGUGUGUGAAGCUCCUGUGCUUCCGGUGAUUGUGGAAUGUGUGUCCUGCUCUGUCCUGUCCUCCUCUUACCACAUUAGUUACACCACCCGCAUCAUAUUCUCAGGACAAUGUGGACAAUGUGACGACCAGGCUCAGUACAAAUGGAGUGCAGCAGACCAGACUGGCAUGACCCUUGACCUUGACAUGGUUUCCACCACUACAGGGGGACAGUCUCCUAAUUUGGUGGUGCGUUCAGGUGUCCUACAGGCAGGGAAGAGUUAUACCUUUACUCUCAAUGUAUCCCAGCCUGACAUUGAGCAGUGGGGCAGCGCCAGCCUUACCAUACUACCUAACAAUCCACCACAUGGAGGCCUCUGCGAUCUCAGUCCAGAGUCAGAUAUACGUCUGCUGGAGACAGUGGUCACCUACAACUGCUCAGGGUGGCAAGGAAAUGAAAGCAGUGCCUCUCAGCUGAUUUAUACCUUCCAGGUAGCACCAUGCCAGCUCGUUGGCACGGUGUGCCCCCUGCUCACUCUGUACAGGGGUACCCGUUCAACAUUUGGCAGCUUGGUUCCAAUGGGAAGUCCUGAGCACAAAAGAAAUAUGUCAGUUAUCACAGUUACAUUGCUGGUAGAAGACCACCUGGGUGCAAAGGUUGUUGCUCUGAACAGAAUAUUAACAGUUGAACAUCCAGCAAAGGAUAGAGUUGCCAGUCAGUGGCUCAGAAACAAGAGCCAGACUGAGCUGUGGGCUUUAGUCCAACAUGGCAACCCUCAAGAGAUCAUUCCUUAUUCCAUUGCCCUGACCAGCCAACUCAAUCAGAUGGAGUCAGGAUGGACUGCCGGGGAGCUCAAGGACAGAAGGGAGAUCCGGGAAAAUGUGACCCAAGCUUUGGCCUCUCUCCCCGUGUCCUCCUUGUUGGAUGUUGACCAGAUCAGCUCAGCACUGUCACAGUCUACUGCGGUUCCUAGUGAAUUGGUAUGUGAAAACUGCCAGGAGAAGGUUCUGGAAGCUGUAAGGAAGAUGAUCCAUGUAAUGGAGGAACAGAUGAGUUCCGGUGGUUUGUCAACUGUUGAAACAGGAAGAAACAUCCUUAACAUCAUAGGCAGCACCCUUGCUGCUGUGUCUGUCAGUGCUUUCAAUUCUCACCCAGCCUACUCAAGCACUCUGCAGUCUGCUUCCACAAUCGCCCUGUCAGCGCUGGGUCACGCAAGGGCCCUGAUGCGCUCUCUGAUGCAUUCACAUGUGCAUGGCGAGGCUCUCCUUUCACUCUCCACCCCUUAUAUCAAUACAGUGGGCUUCCAUGGAGACCCCUCCGACCUCCUCUGCACUCACCACUCCAACCAAAACCAGAUCAUCCCCUCUCAGUCAUCAUCAACUGAUGAAUCAAAGAGUUCUCGCCCAUGUCAGUUUCAUAUCCCUACCUCCCUUACUGCUCACCUGAAGAGUCAGAAGUCUGAGGUGGUGCAAGUACUGUUUGGUAUGGAUGGAGCAUUGGGAUCCAACCCUUUGCUGACUGCAGCCGAUCCUCCAAUUUCUACGUCGCUGGUUGGCAUGGAGCUCACCACACCUCAGGGCCAACCCAUACCCAUCCAGGAUCUGAACCCUGAACAGGCCAUACGGGUCACCCUGCCCAACAAGUACCCUGUGGGACAGGAUGAUGGGGGUGGAGAUGGGAGGGUAGGUGAAGCUGGGAACGAGACAUGUCUUACUGUAACUCUGCCCGCUGAAGGAAGGUUGAACCUUACAGUCAAAGCUGUGGAUAGACUUGAUGAAAACGCAGGUUUAUAUAUCUCCUUCAACUUCAGUCUGGACCCAGGAGCUACUCCAGUGAGCCUGGGACAUGUCAAGAUAGAAGUGAGCUCUACAGUGCCAGGGACUAAUGCAUCCCAAGAUUCCCUUGUGAGAGAGUGGGCUCUCACUCUCUCCGCUCCGACCACCUCCGAAGAGGAAUCCAUCUUUCUGUCUCCACUUUUGAACGGAACAGACAAACCUCUCUCUGUCAACCUUACCUCAUCUCUGGUUGACGGAGGCCCCGUCCACGUGUCUGUGUGCGUGUUCAGCUCUCUGUGUCAGUACUACAGUGUGGAGGAGAGGCGUUGGAGCAGUGAUGGUCUACAGCCACUGGAGGGCAGCACACUCCACACAGCACAGUGUCUCACCCAGCACCUCACCAUGUUUGGGGCCAGUUUGUUUGUUCAUCCUGGGGCCGUUGUUCUGCUGCCACCGUCAGGUGGGCCCGUGCAUAACAUCGUUGUGGCGAUUGUGUGUGCCGUCCUGGUUCUGAUUCACCUGCUGGUGGGGCUCAUCGCUCAUAAACUGGACCACUUGGACAGCUUGAGACUGAGCCAGGUCCCUCUGUGUGGCAGACCAGGGCUGUACCAUUAUAGAGUGCUGGUCAAGACUGGAUGGAGGCGAGGAGCAGGCACCACGGCACAUGUCGGGAUCAGUCUAUAUGGUGUGAACAAGAGCGGCUCUCGGCAUCUGCAGAGGGAUGGAGCUUUUCAACGUGGCAGUCUGGACCAGUUUCACCUCGAGACAGAUGACAACCUGGGGGAAGUUUGGAAAAUUCGCAUCUGGCAUGAUAACACAGGUCUGGACCCUUCCUGGUACGUGCAGCAUGUCGUGGUCUGGGACCCUCAGACAGACCACAUGUUCUUCUUCCUGCUGGAGGACUGGCUCUCUGUGGAGAAUCAGAAGAACGGCACUGUGGAGAAGGAAGUUCUAGCCUCAUGUCCUGAGGAGCUAUCUCAGUUCCGACGCGUCUUCACCUCCCAGCUGAUGUUUGGGAUGGUUGAGCACCACCUGUGGCUGUCGCUGUGGGAGCGUCCUGCUCACAGCCAUUUCACCAGGGCUCAGAGGGUUACAUGCAGUGCCCUCAUGCUGCACCUCUACCUGGCACUGGGGGCUCUGUGGUAUGGGGCUGUUGGCACCGUGGGGCACAGUGGUCCAGUGUCAGCCCAGCUGCUGGUUAACGUGGAGACGGUUGCCGUGGGGAUGACUGUUGCUGUACUGGUGUUUCCUGUCCAGUGUUUUCUCUGUUUCCUGUUUAGAAAAGCUCACAGUCAGGUUACCAUUGACAUGUCAGUUCCUCCUUCUCCCGCUUGUCACUCUGUGGAAAUGGAGGUCUACCUUGGCCAAUCGGAGCUCUCCGGGCAUUCCUUCCUGUCUCUGCCAGACUCCUCUGGCCCAUUCAGGGACAGUCCUUCAUCUUUACUGGACAGCAAGGCAUUUGACUCCAGUAUUCUGGAUUUUUGGGCUGCAUCUGGCUUGGCUCCCCAGACAGAUGGAGCAUGUCAAGAGGAGGGCAUAGGGACGUGGCCGUCUUGCGACAGCCUCCUCAAUCUACCAGUAGGCCCAUGCAUCACUAUGAUGACCCCAGCCCCCAACCUCUGCAAAGCUUCACCUUCUAUUGGCCAGAUGCGCCAGCUGAGGAGAAAAAAGGCCCUGAUGCAGCUCCACCUGGCCUCCCCCUCCUUCACUGGCUCACCUCCUGCUCUUCUCUCUCCCCUUUGCACAUAUCCCCUUUCCAAAGACAUUCCCAGUUCUCAUCAAUCUAUUGCUGCGCUGAACCGAAAGGUCUCUGCCAUGAACACCAACUUAGUGCAGGCUCAGAAACACAAUCUGACAACACUUCUGACUCUGUCGGAGGAGGAUCUGCUGAUGUCCAUUGCAGCAGCAGCAGAGGAAACAGCAGAUAUAACUAACAGCAACUCAGACAGUGGCCGUGAUUCCCCCAGAACCAUCUCCUCACUCUCAAACACGCAGAGCACCUCGUGUAGCAGCUGGUCAGAGCGGAGUGAGGAUAAGUUCCUGUAUGGUGCAGAGAUCCACAAGCUAAAUGCACAGUCCUGUUCCCCCCUGUACGGGGCAGGACUCUACAAGUGUCCCUCUGUGCUAUCUGUAGACUCGGUGGCCAGCACCUUCCUGCCGACCCCUUCACCUGACUCUACGCGCUCCUUCUCCACCACACGCAUAGGCGUUGCUCGAGGUCAGCCCAGCUGGCUGCUCCCUUCCUGGGCAAUAUGUGUGAUUUACCCCCUGGUGGCUGUGCUGCUAGGAGCCUGUCUGGCUGUGGUCGGACUCUACGGCAGCUUUUUUUCCAGAACAGUACUCCUCAUGUGGAUGGUAUCAGCUCUCUCUGCCUUUCUUACCUCUGCUCUGCUGCUGGAACCUCUGAAGGUGUUUGUGCAGACCUUGAUCUACACAGCACUGUGGAGGCCUGUGGAUCCAGAAGUGGAGGACCAGCUGGCUCAGGAGACCACUGUGGUGAGGGCGUUUGGAGAGCAUGGCGGGAAGGUUCGGCCCCCAUGUGGCUACGGGCUGCUUCAGGCUAAAGAGGAGGCCCGUAAAGUCAGAGCUCUGCGAUCACUAAUGAGGCACUGUGUGUGCCAGCUGUUAUUUCUGUUGCUGGUGCUGAUGGUGAACUACCAGGACAGUGUAGAGCAGAGGCAGGGCAGGCUGCUGCACUCCGCUGUCAGACGCCGUCUUCACACGGCACCCUCGGGGGUCCCUAACCUCACCUCACUCAGAGACUGGUCAGAAGCAGAGCAGUGGAUCAUCCACACCUUAGCGCCACAUCUACACCAAAACCCUACACUGCGCCUUGUCGGAUUGCCACGGCUGCAGUACACACAUACUCUCAGUCCUCUGGCAAGUGUCUUCCUGGGAGAUAGCAGUGUAACAACACAGCAGCUCCUAGCUGACCUGCACAUGGCAGACUGGAGCAAGAAACAGUUUAAAACUCUUUCUUUCGACUUCACACACUACCACAGAGAGUCUGGUUUAUUUGUGUGUGUGUCCAUACAACUAGAGUGGGCGCAGACACAGAGAGUCAUCCCCUUUCUCUCCAUCCAUCCACUCCUCAUCCCUUCAUCCUUCUCUGGACUGGAUCUGCAAGUGGCACUUACGGCUCUCCUUCUCAUCUCUGCUCUCCUCAUCUUGUUUGGAGAACUGUGGUCCGUGGCUACUGAGCGUGCCCAGUAUCUGUGUCAAUUCAGACACUGGCUCCAGCUUCUCCUGGCCUUGUUGUCCCUGGCAACGGCUAUCCUGCAGCUCUGCUUCCUGGCCCAGGGCACUUCCUGUGUUUCCAAACUUCAGUCCCACCCAGACAACUUCAUCAGCUUCCACAGUGCUGCCCUCCUGUCACAGAGGUGUUCUCAGUGUGCGGCUAUCCUGCUCAUGCUACUUGUUCUAAAGCUGCUGGGAACCUUGAAGUUUGUGCGGAGGUGGGUGGUGUUAGGCAGAGUUCUGCAGAGAGCCUGGAGGGAGCUGUGGGCUUUGACUGUCCUACUGCUGUUGCUGCUGCUGCUCUGCACUCACCUCGGAAACACGCUCUUCUCUCAUUCAGUGGAAGGUUUCCUGUCACUACGUCAGACCGGUGUCUCCGUGCUGUCCAUCCUGCGUGGCCGGAUGGCUCUCCAAAGACUAUGCAGGGUCCACCCAGUGCUGGGCCCUCUCUAUGGGUUACUACUGAUGGGGGGAGGUGUUUGGCUCUUGGCCAGACUCUGUGGAGCUGUUCUCAUCCGUACAUACAGGGCAGAGAAGGCUGAACUGUACCGUCCAACCAUUGAACCUCAGGACUAUGAGAUGGUGGAAUUCUUCAUCAAGAGACUCAAACUGUGGAUGGGACUCACCAAAGCUAAAGAGUUCAGGCACAGGGUGAAGUUCCAAGGUAUGGACAUCCCUCCUUCCAGGUCCUCACAGCACUCCCGUCUCUCCACCCUGUCUUCCACCCUCCGCUCUUCCCAUUCGCCUUCCUUAUCCUCCUCAUUUUCAUCCCCCUGUCCCUUGUCCUCGGCUCUUUCUGUGAGGUCUGAGGACUCGUCAGUGUCUGAGCCUGGGUUUGACGUCCAGCCCCACCUGGACCGCCUUCUGCCCUGUGUCAGUGCACUGCUAUCUCAUUUUGAUCAGGUCAACCAGAUUACUGAUGACGUUCACAACCUGGAAAUGAAACUGGAAGAGGCUCAGACAAGAAGAAGAAAGAGGUGGAUCAGUAACGAGGACAAAGGUGCAGAAAGAUUCAGAGAGUCAGCAAAGCCAAAGGAACUGGAAGGAGAAGGAAGGCAAACAGGAGACAUUAGGCACAGGAAAACAGGUUUUCUUUACCCCAAGCCACGAGUCUCCCUUCCAUCAUCAUUUUCUUUUACUCCCUCCGCACUUCACUAUUCUGCUGCAUCAAGCUGCAUCUUUCCCCGUACACGUAGGACCUACUCUGAGUCUGAAUCAGUACCAUUCCAGCCUCAAGCAUCUAGCAACAACCGUACUUCUGAAACAGCCAAGCUUGCUUCUGGGAUCAAUGGUUUAUAUCCUGCAGGUUCUCCUGGAUUUGGAAGGCUUCCCAGGAGAAGAGCUUGGCAUUCUGGGAGCUCUCACUCAGCUGAUGCAGCUCAGAGGAUCUUACUGACCCAAGGGGGGGUUGCUCCAUGUUGCUCCCAUUUUGCAUUCACUAAUACCAGACCCAGGAGUGAAGAAGGGUUAAGAGGAUAUGUCAGUGAUGGAGUCCCUGUGAAAAGGAAGGCUUGGAUCUCUGAAGGAUCAGAGACUGAGCAAGACUAACCAUGUGUUUACACUGGAAAUUAUUAUAGUUGACAGAUCCUACUCUCACUGUGUAGAGGCUCUGACUAGAUCUCUGUAAUGGUGCAGCUACAAAGCGCCUCUGCUGCAUUGAUUCAGACCAGUCUGGCAAGUCUCACAACUUCAUGGAAGUACAAUUCUAAAUUGCUGGAGUACCAUUUUAGAUAUUGCUCCAUAAAACAAGACUAGUCGAGGGCUUACCAUAGACACCAUUUAUGGACUUCAACUAAGAUUCUUCUUCUUCCAAAGAAAAACAACUAGGAAGCUUUGAGUAGCAGUAAUUUCAAUUUUGAAUUAUUUGCUAACUAAUUCACACAGAAAAGAAGAUUUUAGCACACCACACUUCAACAUAACUCAUUCAUUGAAUCAGUCCUAAUGUUGCCUCAUUAGUGUAUGAGAUCAUUCAAAGUAAAUUAGAUGCUAAACAGUAUGCAGGAAUUUCCUUUGCUACUAAAUAAUGAACUCCUAUCUAAUGAACACACGUGCAAAACCAAUAAUGGAUGUGCAAGCGAUUUUUCUGAUCAUUAUUCAAGCCAAAAUGCCUGUUGAACAUACACAGAUAGACAUUAGUAAGCCAGGUCCUUGUACUGUGACCCAAGUUCUCACUUUUAUCUAAUUGUGUGUACAUAAUGUUGUUCCCUACACCAGUACUACAUGCCUGUAAAUAUAGUUACAUUGACUUUGGAUGUUUUACUCUUCAGAAAAAUAAAGACAAGUGACCAUUAUGGUCUGACAAUGGUAUAAA